UUUUCCUCCCUGUCCUUCAUCCUCCCCCACCUACAUCCUGGUCUGCCAUGUCCUCGAUCUGCUAGCUGGAAACCUUAGACUGCAGCAGAUUGUAAAUCCGGUUGAUCCUUUGGAGAUCCUGGCAGAUGUGCACUGGACACACAUCCGUGAAAAAGAGGAGGAGGAAAAAAUGGUUCCAGCCUCAAAGUCCUCCACCUCCAGAGCAUCCGACCUUCCCUCCGUACGCCGUGAGGCGGUACAGGCGUGGCUGGAGACGGUCCCUGGAGCUCCAUGUGAGGAUAAUGAAGCAGAGGAUGAGCUGGGCACAGAGCCUGCAGACACGGAAGGGCAGGCAGGUGAAGAGGGAGACACGGGUGCGGAACUGGAUGACGAUGACAUUGCAUCUGAUGCAGAAGCUGAGUUUCGCUUACAUCAAGGGGACAUAGAAGAACCAGAGCUGAAAGUCUCUGAAGAUGAAGAAGAUGAAGAAGGAACAGAAGGUGCUUCUUGCAGUGUGUCAGAAGAUCCGUGCAAGCCAUCCUUCCCUAUCCAUCCAGCUAAUGACAGUGUUCUUCCUCUGUCUCCUGUUGAUAGUCCGAAAGCAAAACAAACAGAGGAUGCAAAAGAUGUCCUUCCUGCAGUAUCCCAUCCUAUAAAAUCUCCUGAGGCACGCUUUUUCCCCGAGCCUUUCAUUCCUGAAGAAGCACCAAAGGAUGAAAUCCCAAAAGACAGGAAAGUUAAGAGCCCUUCAGUGCCACUCUCUCCAGUAUUAUCCCAGCCAGUUGCAUUACCAGAAGCCAUUGCACCUACAUCACCAGCUGAGUCUCAGCCAGCAGCACCAACAUCGGCUUCAUCCCCAACAUCUUCUCAAACGCCUAUCUGUUCACAGCCUUUGCCUUCUACUGAAGUGACUAUUCCAUCCCCAGUGGAGCCUCCAGUAUGUUUCCAGCCUGUCCCAGCCUUAACGUCUACUCCUCUAGCCAAACUGGUCCUAAGGAGCCAGGAGAGUGAGGUGGAAAAACUGGGGAGCCCUACUACAGCAGAAGAAGCCCUGAAACGGAGUAAUCUUGUAGAAGAGUUCUGGAUGAAGAGUGCAGAAAUCCGGAGGAGCUUAGGCCUCACCCCAGUAGACAGAAACAAACGCUCAGAGCCAAGUUUGAAUGUGUCUGCCCUUGAGACAACUCAGCUGAAGUCUUUCAACACUGAAAAUGUUUCAGGGGAGGAGAGGAUUCCUCUUGUGAAACCUCAGCCUGCCCCAAGAAGACAGGGACUGUCCAAACUAGAAAAUGAGCAGAUUUCUCUGCUCACUCCAAAAUCUCCAUCAGAAAAAGAUCUGAAGAACUCCAAUGAAGUAAGGAGAGAUGUGUCCAGCAGUUCUGGUCUUGGCCUUCAGGAGAGUUCAUCUAAUAUGAGAACAAUGGCUAGCCAGAGCUUCAACACUUCUGACUCUACCAUGCUUACUCCUCCAUCAAGUCCACCUCCACCACCUCCUCGGGAUGAAGAACCAGCUACUCUGCGUAAAAAGAGGCAUCAAGCAAUUUGGCAGAAUGAGGUUGAAGCCAAGUCACCUCCAACACCAGCAGCAACACCUCCUGCUCCCCUACGGUAUGAGCCAGCCUCUGCUGCCACAGAGUCAACUCAGGCCAAAAAAGAAGAAGUGCGGAAGUCUUUUGCAGAGAGUGUAGAUGAGAUUCCAUUUGCUGAUGAUGUAGAGGAUACAUAUGAUGAGAGAACAGAGGACACGACUCUUCAAGAGAAGUUCUUCACACCUCCUACCAGUAGGCCAAGGCCAGAGAAACCAGUUCUUUUGCCCCUGGUCAAAGAAAAUGGUGGUCCACCCUCAAUGGAAGGAGAGGUUAACCAAAAGAAAAGAGUGCUGCCUGGAAUUUCUCCAGAAGCCAAGGAGCUCGCUGAAGAAAGAAUGAGAGCCAGAGAGAAGUCUGUCAAGAGCCAAGCACUACGUGAUGCCAUGGCUAAACAGUUGUGUAAAAUGAAAGAUAUGGAGAUGGUGGCUGCUGCUGCUGCUGGGGCUGCAAGGGCACGAAAGGCAUCUUCCAUGCCCAUGAAGACCAAGGAGUUAUUUUAUGAUUCUCCAAAGCACUUGGCCUUGAAAAUAGCAGAGAGCUCUACACUAAAGCAUGAUGCUGCUAGUGAAAAGUUCUCCACUCCUCUUGCUGAUGUAGCUGGGCCUGAAGGGUCCGUCACCUCUUCAGAAGGCUCCAGUGGGAAGAGUAAGAAAAGAACUUCUCUUUUCUCCCCUCGUAAAAACAAAAAGGAAAAGAAAUCCAAAAAUGACAGCAGGCUUUCCGACAAAUCUAGUGGUGGGACAGAGGAAGGAACAAAAACUAAAUCAUUAUGGAAGUCUGUUUUUUCUGGUUAUAAGAAAGACAAGAAGAAAAAGACUGAUGACAAGUGCCCAAGUACUCCCUCAAGUAGUGCCACUGUGGAUUCAGGCAAGCACAAGCCUUUGCCACUGGUUACAGCAGCAGAUUUGCAGCUACGUCGACACCUGAGUUUCUCAGAGGACUCUGACCUCUCCAGUGAUGAUGUUUUAGAACGUUCCUCCCAGAAAUCCAAGCGAGAGUCGAUUUAUGUACCACACGCCUUGGCAUUCAAGAGAUCAUAUUCGUCAAAGAGAGCCUACACAGAAGAGGAGCUGAAUGCCAAGCUGACUCGGCGAGUACAGAAAGCUGCCCGUAGACAAGCCAAGCAAGAGGAGCUAAAGAGGUUACAUAGAGCCCAGAUCAUCCAGCGCCAGCUUGAACAAGUGGAAGAGAAGCAGAGGCAACUUGAGGAGAGAGGGGUUGCCGUGGAGAAGGCCCUGCGGGGAGAAGCAGGUAUCCAACAGAGCUUG
This is a messenger RNA of Tinamus guttatus (white-throated tinamou), 2833 nucleotides long. Lineage: Eukaryota; Metazoa; Chordata; Aves; Tinamiformes; Tinamidae. The record is from RefSeq and is a predicted model, not a curated record.